This is a messenger RNA of Anopheles funestus (African malaria mosquito), 1413 nucleotides long. RefSeq lists its product as uncharacterized. The record is from RefSeq and is a predicted model, not a curated record. NCBI's taxonomy places the organism in Eukaryota, Metazoa, Arthropoda, Insecta, Diptera, Culicidae. The transcript has 6 exons. The coding region runs from base 315 to 1328 and encodes 337 amino acids.
UUUUCUGUUUUAAAAAUACUAUUUACACUCAAAAUAAUUAUAUACUUACAACACGUACGUACUUAUAAAAAGGAAAAAUAAAAAGGCACUCGAUUUUUUAAACUUUCGCAAACGCGACAAUUGCUAAGCGUUUGGUGACGGGGUGAAUUAAGGUAGAGCACGUUGCUUUAAACACACUUAUCAAGAUACUUUUAGUGUGGUUGCUCAUCACAUCCUGCACAUCAUGUGGCGAUCAACCGUAGUCCUAUAAAUGAAAUAAACAAUUCAAACCGUAAACUCAGUAGUUCUGCUGCUCUGAACAAACUUGCCUCAUCAUGUAUCAUCAUCAUCGGGUAGCGUUAUUGAUCGGUUUUCUAUUGCUGGGAUUCCCGAGCGACUGGAAAAUUCAAGCGGAUGAUUGUAUUGAUCUAAAGGUUUAUGCUUCGACGGUUGCAGGCUGUUGCCACCAUGAAGCAUUCAUGGAUACAGAAACAUUUGAUAGCUGCUUUAAAACAACGGAAGACCAACAUACUGAACAAAACGUACAAUCAGUGGUGUGUGCUUUUGAUUGCUCGUACCGGCAGAUGGGAAUCCUACAUGGGGAGGAUGAAAUCGAUCUAGAGACAAUCAACACGCGCCAGGCUGCGUACGAUGGCGCCUAUCAGGAAACGAUCGCAAAUGCUGCGAAUUACUGUAUCGCAGUUAAAGAUAAAAUACGUCAGCGGGCGGAACGUGUGUCAACUACUUGCAGCUCGUUUGCGGUUAAGUUUCAUGCAUGCUUGGUAAUGGAGGUAGUUCUACACUGUCCUGCAGAGCGAUGGAAUGACAGUCCGAUCUGCGCGAAGGUAAAGAGUGGUACGCCAAUAUGUAAAUCGUCGCAAAAGUCUUCAUCAAACUGCAUUACCAAACGGCAGCAAUUUGAAAUUCCCAGCUGCUGCCAGAUGGAACCCCUAGCGUCAAUGGACCUCUUGACAAAAUGUGAAGAAGUGACAGCAGCUGAUACUAAUCCCGGCACAGAUAUGUACGACGUGUGUUUGCAGAAGUGCAUUUAUGAGGAACUUGGAGCAAUUGACGGGUUUGAGGCACACUUGGAGAAGCUUUAUCCACUGGUGGAGGGUUUUCCGGUCGAUUAUCGGAAUACGGUGCAUAUGGCAAUCGAUGAGUGCAGCAAGCUGGUUCGUAAGCUAAAGAAACGAAUCGAACGAAUAGACACGAAAUGUGAGUUUUUAGGUAUUUUUGUCGAUCGUUGCUUGCGAAUGUUUAUAUACGAUAAAUGUCCAACGGCUCGCUGGAGUGCUAGUAUGGUCUGCACUAAGGUUAGGCAAGGUGUUCCAGAAUGUGCAGAUUAAACAUAUUUCAUUUAAAACUGAACAAUAUUGCAUUGAAAUAAAUAACUUUAACCAGAACGUUAAUAUCGUCUAAAUUUUCUUUACU